AUGGCGGGCGUAAACUCGCGUUUCGCUCAAGUUUCAGAAGUAGAAAUUUUACAAAUACAAGACAAGGCUGUGCCUGAGAAUACAAAAAAGGCAACUAAGUAUGGACUGAAAGUUUUUAAAGGUAAGAGAAGACUCUAAAGUGUUAAAAAGUGUUUGGGGUUUUAUUUUGCUGACAACUGCCAAUAAGCUUGAGUAACAUUCAUAACUCUUCACAUCAAAAAUUUGUUACAAUAUGAGUAAAUUCUUUGUAGAUUGGUUUUCCCAGCAAGAAGAAUUUACCACAGAUAUAGAAGAGAUGAACAAGGAGGAGUUAAAUAAAUGCUUGCAGAAAUUUUAUAUGUCUGGAGGAAAACAGGACGGAGGUUACUACAAUAAAGCAAUCCUUACCUCGAUCAGAGCCGCCAUAUCAUUGAUCGGCACUUGCGCAACGAGCCACACAACGAGCCAUUUUCAAUAAUCAGCGACAGCCAGUUCACGGAAGCAAACAAAGCUCUAAAUUCGUUUCUGAAAACUCUGAGCAAGUCAGGUCAAAUUUGUUCUACAGUCCACAAACCCGCACUAACAACCGAAGCAGUUUCAAAGCUCUACGAAGCCGGCGAACUAGUAGAUGCAAGACGCCUCGAUCCACAAAAGCUACAACAAACAGCGUGGUUUUUUUAUAACCCCCUACUUUGGUCGAAGAGGAAGGGAAAACCAGCGUCAAUUGACAAAAUCAAGCCUAAAGCUCUCCAAAACCCAAAUUCCGGCCUGGAAUAUUUUAAGCUUAACAGAGAAACGCAAGGAGGAGUCUUUUCAACCAAAAAUCACCAAGGUAGUCUAAACGGCACCGACGACCCAUCCGAUGGUAAAAUGUUCGAGGGCAAAGGGCUCGCUAUCUGUCCAGUAGUAGUAGUGAAGGCUUACCUGUUCCAUUUAAAUCCAAAAUGUGAAGCACUCUUUCAGAAGCCUUCAACUGGUCCUAAAUUUAAACCGUCUUCUUAUGUCAUUUGGUAUUCAACACUUCCUCUAGGCCAUAAAACGAUCGACAGCAUGAUGAAGAAUAUGUGCCUCCGAGCU
This is a messenger RNA of Porites evermanni, 1056 nucleotides long. Lineage: Eukaryota; Metazoa; Cnidaria; Anthozoa; Scleractinia; Poritidae. The record is from the annotation of a GenBank genome assembly.